GCGACGACAGGGAAGUUUGGGAGUGAGGAGGCAGAUGGGUUCAGUGUGUGAACUGGCCGUCUGACAACAAGUGGUUUUCCGCGAAGGACAGCACUGAGGAGAAGCAGCUGCUCCAUUUGUAGCCUCUGUUGCAUUUUCAACAGGCCUCUCAAGUGCAGCAUCAAAGUAAUGACUGCCACAACAGACUUAUAAUUUGAGAAAGAAAGGGGGAAGCUGCUGUGCUCUAUCUCCAGGUGUUUCCAGUUGGCUAAUCAGGCGGCCUCAUUUGGAGCACCGGGUUGAACCUGAGGCCACAAGUCGCCAGGUGGACGGCGACAGAAGCUGGUUCACUGUUUAAACUGUUUCCUGACUCCUCUGAACUUUCCUCCAUCCGUUCAACAUGUACAGCAUGAUCGACCACGAGCUGAAGCCGACCGGCCAGCCGCCUUCCCAUCAUGCCUCCCAGGGAAUGUCACCGAUAACGGGCAGCAUGACCGGGACUAUUGGCAGCAACGGAAACUCUCACCCGAACUCCAAAACGUCCUGCUCACCUGGGAAUGACCCCAUGGAUAAAGUCAAGCGACCCAUGAACGCCUUCAUGGUCUGGUCGAGGGGCCAGAGGCGCAAGAUGGCUCAAGAAAACCCCAAAAUGCACAACUCUGAGAUCAGUAAGCGGCUGGGAGCUGAGUGGAAGCUGCUGACCGACGUGGAGAAGCGGCCCUUCAUCGACGAGGCCAAGCGGCUCCGAGCGGUCCACAUGAAGGAGUACCCCGAUUACAAGUACAAGCCGCGCCGCAAGACGAAGCCCCUGCUCAAGAAGGACGCUCAGGUGGGGAAGUAUCCGCUGUCAGCCGGGAACCUGUUGGCGGCAGCAGCGCAGGGUCAGGCGGGUAGUCCGAGGAUGGAGAGCUACGGCUGGGGCCCCAGUGGAGGGUACGCCGGCAUGCAGGGCGAGGCGCUCGGCUACACGCAGCAACUGCACCGCUACGACCUGUCAGCGCUCCAGUACCCGCCGGCCAUGUCCGCAGCACAGACCUACAUGAACGGAGGCAACUCAUACAGCCCCAUGUCGUACAGCAGCAGUCCACAGCAGCCCAGCUCCGUCACCAUGUCCAUGGUGAAAACAGAACCCGUAUCCCACUCGCCUCCAACGGGGACACCAAACCACCACCGCGGAGCUUUGCAGGGUGACCUCAGGGACAUGAUCAGCAUGUACAUCCCCGGACCAGGAGGAGAUGCCACGGACCCGUCGACGGCACAGAGAGGCUACACCAGCGUCCAGCAGCACUACCUCACUGGGACUGUUCCACUCACACACAUCUAGAGCUGAAGUGGAAACCACGGGAGCUGAAGACGAACAGAACGAGAGCACCAGAGCCUGUGUUCAGGAUGCACAGCUGGCUGGACAGGAGAUGGAACCAGAGGUGGAGUACUUUAGAUGGAAAAGAAACACUAGAUAUGAAGGAAAAACACAUUUCCCCUUGUACUGUCAUCUCGAAUUUUCAGAUUUUUUUCCCCACACUUCCAGACAGAUACUUCUCACAUUUUUUUUUCUAUCAUUGAAAAGAUGUCUUUCUACCUCUUUGGUGCCACACAUUUACCACCAAACAUAGAGCUGAGACUCCUCCCUGCCUCCCACCCUUCUUUCCCUCAAGGACUCCAGUGAAGAGACGGUCAGUGUCUGUUUGUGUACAUAUUAGGAGAUUUUUUUUUGUUGUUUUUUUUUUUUUUUUAGAACUCAUACAUAAGUCAGAAGACGUCUUAAUAAUACCAUGCUAAACACUUGUGACACUGGCACUCACAUCAGUCCCACAAAGUGCUGGUUGGACUGUUUCAGUUUAGUCUUCCACUGACCAUGGAACCAGCCCUGCCAUCAGGCAACUUUGCGAACGAACCACAACCUCUCAGCCGCUGACAGCUAAGUUAGAUGAGCUGUUAUUUGUCGUUGCUGCUCUGACAUGUGAGCACAGCUGGCGCCAGCGGAGGAAAUGUGAAGGAAAUGCACAACUUGAAUAAGAGAACUGUUCAAAUAUACUCUGUGUGCCUUGGCUUUGGUGUAGUACUCUUGUAUUUUUAGAUGUUGUUUUACUGUUGAAAUCCUGUUGGAUGACAUGGAAAACACUUGUUGGACAAUCAGCACUGCAUCCACAGGAACGUAUCGGCUUCAAUCUGCUUAGAAUCUAGAACUGGCUUGGUUCUAGAUGCAGUAGGGUUACUACUGUCACACCAAAUCACUGUAUUACAUUUUUUUUGUUCUGAGAAGAUGUGCAACACUGUUUUUGGUCCCUGAAGAAGUAAAAUUUGCUCUAAUUAGCUUUAGAUCUCAUCUAUAAUGUUUGGAUGCAUCCUGAGCUGCAUUGUGCAUCUGCUGUCACUUUGCUCUAGGCUUUUCAUUAGGUGAAUGAAAUUUAUUAUGAAAUGCUACAUUCCAGUUGUUUACGCCCAAAAAUAGCACAUUGAGACUUUCAAGUUUUAGUUUCUUCCAAGUACACUGGAUUUACUAAAGACCUUCCAAGCAGGUUUUUUAAUGAACUGUCAGUUGUUUGUGUUUUUAUCACCAGUAAAGGGAAUGCCUGUUUCAGUAAACCUUCCCUCAUGUUUUUGAACUUUUCCAAUAACCUGUAGAUAGUUGUGUAGUUUUAAAAUGCAAAAGGGAUGUUUUAUAAUUCCAGUUCUCUCCAGCUGACGGUACUGUUUUUGCCUGCUAACUGGUUACUAGUGCUGCUAUAGACAAAGUGAACUUUUUUAGGCUGUGUAAAGUGAAUAUUAGAAAGAUUGAGCCAGAUUUUCGGUUUGAAGCAUUCUACUGCUCAUUAAACAUGCACUGGAAACUGA
Molecule: messenger RNA, 2814 nt
Organism: Acanthochromis polyacanthus (spiny chromis)
Lineage: Eukaryota; Metazoa; Chordata; Actinopteri; Pomacentridae
Product: transcription factor Sox-19b-like
Exons: 2
Coding region: 380-1303 (307 amino acids)
Biological process (GO): regulation of DNA-templated transcription; anatomical structure morphogenesis; cell differentiation
Molecular function (GO): DNA-binding transcription factor activity, RNA polymerase II-specific; RNA polymerase II cis-regulatory region sequence-specific DNA binding
Source: RefSeq, a predicted model, not a curated record